Molecule: messenger RNA, 1462 nt
Organism: Cinclus cinclus
Lineage: Eukaryota; Metazoa; Chordata; Aves; Passeriformes; Cinclidae
Gene: GRXCR1
Product: glutaredoxin and cysteine rich domain containing 1
Exons: 4
Coding region: 1-897 (298 amino acids)
Biological process (GO): inner ear receptor cell stereocilium organization; sensory perception of sound
Cellular component (GO): kinocilium; stereocilium
Source: RefSeq, a predicted model, not a curated record
AUGGAAGAGACGAUGUUCAAAGGCGAGGUGAAGGUGGACAGCGAGAGGCUGCUGAGGAAGGUUCGGUUCCGCGUCGCGUCCUCGCACAGCGGGCGGGUGCUGAAGGAGGUGUACGCUGAUGGCGAGGCUGCCGACUCGCUGGACUCCGAGUAUGCCAGCAGCUCAGAGACUGACCAAACCAGCCGGCUGAGCGAAGUGGACGGGCAGCAGAACGGACACGUAGGGUCGGAAUGUGAUGAAAAUGAUAAUGAGCAGGAUGACUUGCUCAUUUUAGUCAGAGCCACCAAAGAGAAGGGGUUUGGUACAAAGAGAGUCAACAUCCUCAGCAAAAAUGGCACAGUCAGGGGAGUCAAGCAUAAAGUCAGCGCCGGUCAAGCCCUUUUUGACAAUUUGGCAAAAGUAUUUCAGGUAGGUGAUGCAGAUCUGCUGUUUGGCCGCAUAAUAAUUUAUACUACCAGUCUUCGUGUGGUGAGAACCACUUUUGAAAGAUGCGAACUGGUCAGAAAGAUAUUUCAAAAUCACAGAGUUAAGUUUGAAGAAAAAAACAUUGCUCUGAACAGUGAUUAUGGAAAAGAGCUAGAUGAAAGAUGCAGAAGUGUCUGUGAAGUUCCCUCACUCCCUGUUGUGUUUAUUGAUGGCCAUUAUCUUGGGGGUGCUGAGAAAAUUUUACUAAUGAAUGAAUCUGGGGAACUGCAGGAUCUCUUAACCAAAAUUGAGAGAGUCCAGCAUCCUCAGGAGUGCCUCUCCUGUGGGGGCUUUGGUUUCCUGCCGUGCUCAGCGUGCCAUGGGAGCAAGAUGUCCGUGUUCCGGAACUGCUUUACGGACUCGUUCAAAGCCCUCAGGUGUACUGCUUGCAAUGAGAACGGGCUCCAGCGCUGCAGGAGCUGUGCAGGCUAAAAACGGCAUCUCCACGUGUUCAAACAAAUUUUAUGGUACUGCACGGGUUUGUAAUAGUUUCUUUUUUUUUUUUUUUAAUUAAUCAAUUUAUCCAAAACAGUAAAUAAAAAUCCAUUUGUUGUAUACUUCUGGUUUGAGCAUUUGAGCUUUUUAAUCUUCAGUUGUCGACCAUAUAAUGAACUUUAAAAUACAUCUUUUUAGUUUCCUUAUAGAGAAAUUUGUAGUCUGGAAGACUUAUAUGAAUUCUUUCUUUUCCGAUAUUGGAUCAUCAGGAAUCGUAUGUGUUUUUGAGUGCUGCACUCAAAAUUACUACAAAAUUAAACUUAAACUUCAGAUUAUUGAGCAGUGCUGUUUCCAAAAUCAGUGAGAAUAAAGAUUUUGUAUUGUGAACUAGCCCAAGACUGUUCCAAACAGCACUUCUCUGAAAAGCCAUUAUGGCUGAAUUCUGUCCUGAAUUCUAUGUGGCAACAGAACUGAAACAUUUCUUGAAAGUCCUAUGAAUCAGUUUUCUCUUUUAGUACUGCUUUUUCUUUGUCACAAAAUUAAUGUUGUUAGACAAAAGUAC